UGCCUAUAUAUACGUACACUCCCUCAAACAUUACCCAAUUCAUUGCCAACCAUCUUCCCAAUAAACAAAAUGGGUUCACUCCCUCGUGUAGUAGAAGAUUGCAUGGGUGUCCUUCAAGUCCUUAGUGAUGGCACCAUUUUUAGGUCCAAAGAUAUAUACUUCAACAUUCCAGUCAUGAAUGAUCAGUCAGUCAUCUACAAAGACUGCUUAUUUGACAAAACCUACAACCUCCAUCUCCGCCUCUACAAACCCAAAUCCAUAGACACCACAACAAGCCUGCCUAUUGUGUUUUUCAUUCAUGGAGGUGGGUUUUGCUUAGGCUCACGAUCUUGGCCUAAUUGUCACAACUUCUGCGUCCGGCUAGCGUCCGAUCUGAAUGCACUAGUCGUAGCUCCGGACUACCGGUUGGCCCCGGAGCAUAAGCUGCCGGCGGCAAUUGAGGAUGGAAUUAGUGCCAUGAAGUGGGUAAAAGACGAGGGUUUGGGAGAAAAUGGUGAUGCAUGGUUGAAUAUUAAUGAAGUUGACUUUGACCGCGUUUUUAUCGUGGGUGACUCGUCUGGGGGCAAUAUUGCACACCAUUUGGCCGUUCAACUUGGUGCUGGUUCGACCGGGUUAAAGCCAGUUCGGGUUCGAGGUUAUGUGCUUAUAGGACCGUUCUUUGGUGGGAUUGAUAGGACCAAUUCAGAGGAGGGUCCAAGUGAAGCCUUGUUGACUUUGGAUUUACUAGACAGGUUUUGGAGGCUAUGUAUGCCAGUUGGUGUGACUAGAGAUCAUCCAUUGGCGAACCCAUUUGGGCCCACCAGCCCAAAUCUUGAAGAAGUGGGCCUUGACCCAAUCCUAGUCAUUGUAGGUGGAUGUGAAUUGUUGAGAGACAGAGCUGAAGACUAUGCAAGCAAGUUAAAAGAGAUGGGUAAGAAAAUUGAGUAUGUUGAGUUUGAAGGGAAGCAACACGGCUUCUUCACAAAUGAACCCUACUCGGAAAUCUCAAACCAAGUCAUGCAACUCAUUAAAGAUUUCGUAUCUCAGAAUUCUCAUUGAGAUGAUCGAUCUCAAUGAGAAUAUACAAGACCAGAUCGAUGCACUAUUUGAAUCCAUUUUCACAUUCGUUGGAUGUAAAAGUUUGUAUACGAACAUCCGCAUGUGAGAAUUUUAAUAUAUAUAUUUCGUAUCUCAGAAUUCUCAUUGAGAUGAUCGAUCUCAAUGAAAAUAUACAAGACCAGACGCACCGUUUCAGUCCAUUUUCACAUUCGUUGGAUGCAAAAGUCUGUAUACGAGCAUCGGCAUGUGAUAAUUUUAAUAUAUAUAUGUAUGUAUGUAUGAUCUCAACGCAUGUAUGUUAUUGUGAGAAUUUCAAUAUAUAUAUAUAUGAUAUCAAUGCAUGUAUGUUAUUGCGAGGGUUUAGUUAAUUAGGAUAAUUUAAUGGAUUUGAGAGGUGUAUCUUCUUCUGAAUUUUAGUCAAUAUUACUUCUUUGUUGUGUCUUGUGUCACGAUGAGAUAUCAAAUUAAAGCUUGUUAUGUAUAUCGUCAUGGCAUUGGUUCCACGUUUGUAGUGAGUUUAAUUACUUUGUAUUAGUGUUGUGUGAUAAAAGUGUUUGAUUAAUGGACAGAACUUGACUUAAUUGGCUCA
This is a messenger RNA of Tripterygium wilfordii, 1627 nucleotides long. RefSeq names its product probable carboxylesterase 15. NCBI's taxonomy places the organism in Eukaryota, Viridiplantae, Streptophyta, Magnoliopsida, Celastrales, Celastraceae. The transcript has 2 exons. The coding region runs from base 70 to 1038 and encodes 322 amino acids. Gene Ontology annotation, molecular function: hydrolase activity. The record is from RefSeq and is a predicted model, not a curated record.